GCUUUUAUUGCGUAAUCGUUGAUACAUUUUUUGUUUUUUUUUUCUCUCUUCGUGCCUUAUCGAAUUAGCCUCGGCGAUUCGACGAAAAGACGUCGUUACUUUGGCCGCCAAACAGUGACGAUAAAAUGUAUUGUUUACCAACUACGUAGCGCGAUACUCGAAUUUAUAUUCGAUUCACCUUGUUUUAUUUAUUUUUAGUUUUGUAAUACAGCCUCGAGUAUAUCAUUAUACAAGUUCCUCGUGUCGUUUUGCUCGGUAUUUUUUCCUUCACGUCGACAUUCCGUCCGUUUCAUUUUUACUUCUUUUUUGGUUAAUUUCCAUAUGUCUCUUUUCAAUUCACUUAUUUUCUUCAAAGACAAUGCAGACUUCAAACUCGUAGAAAUGAUGAUCGUAUUUAUUUACGACACUUCAAGGUGUCGUAAAGAAGAAGACGAUCCAGCAGACGCUGUAAUGUACUUCCAUCCAGCCUGGGUAUCUCCGACUCAGAGAUUGGCUCUUGCUGGACAGCUCAUGGGAAUCAAUCAUUUUCUUAGCAGUGCUUUUUCACCACCAAAUUUGAUAUCACUUCAGGGUGGCAAAUUUGUUUUGAAGAAAUUUGGACAGUACAUAUUGGCUGUAGGAACAGAUAGAAAUAUCCAAGAUUGGAUACUCGAGCGACGAGCAAACACCCUGGAAUCGAUACUCCAAUUUUUUCAUUGCGACCUUGAAACAAUAUCCUCGUUGUUUAACAACGAUAGAAACAAAUUUACCGAAAAGCUGUAUCAGAUGCUAGAAACGUACUUACCAAUAUUGCAGUACAGCGCCAAUUUAUUCUCCAACAUUCCUAUGAUCAAGCUGCCAAAAGGUGCGAGUAACGUUUUUCUUGAAGCAAUGCAAGUUUUACAGUACUGUCAAGAAACCAGUGGCAUAAUGGGAGGUGCCUUGUUUUAUAAUAACAAAGUCGUUGCUACACAAUUAAAUCCAGAAUUGACCAAACAACUUGUUAUCACGGAUCCGUAUCGAAUAAAGGCUCCUGCGGAACGAAUACCUACGAGUUUUCAUCUUCCUGUGGGCGUUCAGCUGCUCCGUGUGUAUGUUCAUCGGAGGCAAUCAUUGGAUCUUCCAGUCGAUUCGAUAGGAUCGAGUAGCAAAGUAAAUCCGCCCUCAUACGUCGUCGGAAGCGACGGUCCAGGGCGAAAAAGUGCGUACAAGAAAAUAAUCGCUUCUUCAGGGAUGAAGCGUGAUACUUCGAGAAUUUUCACCGUUCCUGAAGAGGGUGAAUCAGGGGAGACGACGUUGAGUUCGAACAAUGAGCAAGAAGAAAGCAGGCGACCCGUUCUACCAGUUCGACCGAUAAGUUUCUCUACAACUCGAAAGAUAACGGAGCAUAAAAAUGAUCGCCCAAAAUACGUAAAUCCUCCGUUGACACCUAGUGUAUGUUCGACGCCUCUAAAAGACGUGAAUCGUGUUUUGCACGGCACGGCAGUUUCGAUAUGCAGCGCGAAUGAGGAGGUUGAAAAUAAUCGAGCGAAGGAAAAGCGUGUGGAGGAGGAAAUCGUAACUGAAAAUCUCGACGAAAUUCCAGACGUUGUGAAAGAAGCGUUGCGCUGCAAGCGUCUCAAUAAAUUGCGAAACUCGAGCGCAAUAAUUCACGAGAAAAUAGUCAAUAAAAAGACUCAACAGAACGGCGCUUGGGGUGGAAAAAGUUCGAGUCUUUCGGACCUCGACGAAAUACGCCAAGUUUUAGACGAUCGUUUAGCUAUCGGAGUCUCAGUUCCAAGCCAUUGUGGACUUGGAAAAAUGAAUUACAACGAAGAUUCACCGGAGACUGUCAAUAAAUCAAAGUUGGGAAAGAAUCGUUUCACGACAAUAACCGAUCCUUGCUAUCCGGUUUUCCGUAACGAUGGGACUCCAGUUUCCCGCUCCCUUUACGACCACUACAUUUCCUAUCAUUAUCAGGAACUCGUUAAAGAACAAAGUACAACGAUAGGUUCGAGGAGCCAAAAAUUAACGCACGGCGACUCGAGCACAGCCUUCGAUUUUAAUGUUUCGCGAAUGUCCAAUGUACCAAAAUCGGCUCAUCAAAAUUUGGAAGGUGUCGCUGAGCUUGCGAAAUCUCCGGAGUCCACGUCGAGCACCACCAACACUGCAAACUCCGAACUCGACGUUAGACUCGAAAACAAAAGUCGACAGGAAAAUUAUCGACGUUCGAUGAGCCUGCCGCUUAAAUCGCUCAAUGCUCCAGCCACUGAAAAUGAGCAUGAGAACGAUCGUCGAAAAUCGACCUCCGAGUGCGCUUUAGCCUUGGAUUUCACUCAACAAAAGAAAAAAAAAUUGGAAGGCUUACAAUUGACUCCCCUCAUGUCAAAACUAAGCUUACUCGCUGACGAACGCACCAGUGGCUUCUGCAGCAGAGAAACAACGCCCAGCGAAUUCUACGAUUUGUCAACUGUUUCCAGUCGCUUGACGAGAAACAAAUCUGAGAGCACAGCCCGAACGGUUGGUGGACGAUCUGCGGCUGAUGAAGACUCUGCUUUGGAGGAUGAUCUCUUUUGGCUUAGCGGUGAAUCCAAUUCAAAGGAUCCAGCAGGCUUUGGGCUCGAAAAAACUGAACUUUUUAUCUGUGGACAUCACAACAUGGUACUGUUUUUAUUGAUGGAAGAUGGAACCGGCAACAAUCCGGAUCUUAUUCACAAUCUCUGGGAAACGUGUAUCAAUACUCUGGGCCGUUUAGAAAAUCGACUUCAGCAGUGCCUCGAUCCUCUACCGUCGAACGAAAACAAGGAACUUUACAGUGUACUGAGCGUCGAUCCCCAAUGGGACACUCUCCAUCGUUCCGGUCUAUGGGGAGUGACCGAACUCGACAUCGUAUCCUCGUUGCACAAUCGAUUCACCAAAACGAGAAAUCUCACUGACAUUAUCGUGAGAACUGAGGAUAUGGUUGUAUAUGGGAGUCAGUGUGGCAAGAGUCAAGUUUUUUAUCAACAAGCAAUGGCGCCGAAUGUCUCGGGCGGUCUACCCACCCCUGCCGAUCUCAUGGGGGUUGUUCCUCUCAAAGCAAAAAGACGUCUCGAGCGAGAUCACGGAAUAAUUAUUCUGUAAACAUAUCAAACCACGAGUUGAGCCAAUUUUAUGAAAUCGAAAGGGUAAGCCUGAUAUUUCCUGGUCAAAACGAGCUUAUUAGGGAAAAUUCAAAUAUACAGGCCCACUUUUGGAGAUGCAACGAAACAUGUUUUUACUCUUUUAUCGGAUUUAUUGGAUCGGCCAUUCAAAUUACGUUUCUACGCUCCUGAUCUUCCGUUUGUUGCAUUUCAAACAUGACGUUAUUUCAUUCACGAUGACUCAUGAUGACUAGGAAAAUAAAGGCGGUAUUUUAUUAUUACAUUCAUAACAUUCCAACCGGUUUUUCAAAACUAACAAACUCCUUGGUGGGGGUCGAAUGAAUUUAUUUACGCCGCAAUUAUUCCAUGUAGUUGCUCGCGAUGCAAUGUGUGCCAAUAAUCGUAUAUGCUUCUUUUUUCGAGAACCUUUUAUUAAGAUUCGAUUGAGGAUUUGACGAAAUCCCCUUAUCACUAUUUUCCAUGUGUAUUUUUGUAAACGAAACAACCAACAUUGAAAAACGUAAAAUAAUAGUCAUAACUGUGCUUUGCAUAUGGGAAUUCGUCCUAGUGAACGAACGAAAUGUUCGUCCUUAUUCGUGAUUUUUUUAAAUGCAAUACUCAUUAUUAGUUUUUUUUUCUUGUUGAGCAACUCGUUGUACGUGUCGAUUUUAAUUAGACAAAUUAAAAACAAUUACGAAUCUCGAAAGAGAUAAUAUGUUUCCGUUUUAAAAUUAUCAUUUGUUAUCGUUAUUGCGACUGUUAGAUUAAUAUAAAUUGUAAUGUACUAAGCCUUCUUGAUUCUGUGACACGAGUCAAUUUUCCAUCGUCGUUAUACUAAUGUUAGAAAACCGAAGAAGGAAAAAAACAAAGAAAUUUGUCAAUUUAGCUUAAUCAGUAUUUUCCAAUGCAUGGGAGACCCGAGGAUUUUUUAGGAAUGAUCAAAUAAAAAAAAUCAUAAUUCAACGCUUCGAUGAGAUUAGCGUGAAUAAAUUUUUAAGGUACACGAAGGUAA
Messenger RNA from Venturia canescens, 4092 nucleotides. RefSeq names its product Hermansky-Pudlak syndrome 4 protein (gene HPS4). Gene Ontology annotation, molecular function: small GTPase binding; guanyl-nucleotide exchange factor activity. The coding region runs from base 322 to 3081 and encodes 919 amino acids. NCBI's taxonomy places the organism in Eukaryota, Metazoa, Arthropoda, Insecta, Hymenoptera, Ichneumonidae. The record is from RefSeq and is a predicted model, not a curated record. The transcript is spliced from 6 exons. Gene Ontology annotation, cellular component: lysosomal membrane; cytoplasmic vesicle; BLOC-3 complex. Gene Ontology annotation, biological process: melanosome assembly; vesicle-mediated transport; protein targeting.